AUGAUGGUGGUAGCUCAUGAUACGGCGGCGCGCAUGGUGGCCUCAGGGGAGCUGCUGCUUCACGAGAAGGUCCUGGGCCACACAUACGGUGUCCCCGCCACGCCGGUGCGGCGCCUUGUUGCGGCCGGCAAGCUGGUCCUGCUGGACCUGGACAGGGUGGAGCAGGCACAGCAGCUCAGGGCAGCAGGGUUCAAGGCAAAAGUCGUGCUGCUGCGGCCGCCUUCCUUGGAGGCCCUCAAGCGGCGGCUGCGCCGCGAUGUCCUCGCCAACCCGCCUCUCGGCUACGACCCUGGGGUGGCGGCCGACGCAGUCUGGGCACAGGCAGAAGCCGAGGUUGCGGCGAGCCAGGCGGCUGACGAGGCCGGCGCAUUUGACGCGGCUGUGACUGUGGACCCAGAGGCCCCUGAUGCAGCAGUUGCAAUGCUGGCCGAGGCCCUGCACAAGUUUUACCCAGCAGCAGUGCCCGACUCCCUCAUCUGGGGCUACGGGCAGCCGCUGUGGGACGCACGCUGCCGUGUGUAUGGCCGCAAGCCGCUGAGGGUGGUAGUGCUAGGUCCGGCAGGAAGUGGCAAGUCGACGCAGUGCGAGCUGCUGGCACGCAGGUUUGGCCUACCCUGCGUCAACGCGGGGGAACUGCUGCAUUCUGAGGUGCAGCGCCGCACCCCUGUGGGGCUCGAGGCAGAGCGCUUUAUGCAUGGCAGCCGGACUGUACCCGACAGGUUCUUCAAGCAGCUGGUGUCUGAGCGGCUGUCAGCGCCCGACUGCCAAGCUGUCGGCUGGGUGCUGGAUGGCUUUCCGCACACCAAAAGCCAGGCAAUGUGGCUGUUUGCGGCCGGCCUUGCUCCAGACAAAGUUAUCAUCCUGGAGGGCAGCCAUGCGCUGCUGAUGGAGCGCAUCAGUGAGCCAGUGCACCCCCUCCGGGCGGAUGGCAGCGCCGAUAAGGAGGUGCUGGCUCGCCUGGAGGUGCGGCACGACGACUCUGACGAGAACGUGGCGCGAAGGCUGGCGCUGUGGGACCUGCAGGUCAAGGGCCUGAGGGAGGCGUUUCAGGAUGUGACACUUCGCACCCCUUGCAAGAGUGGCGUGGCCCAGGUGUGCGAGGCGAUUGAGAGCUUCGUGACACUCGAGGCACGGCUGGGGCUAGCCGGCACGGAACCGGAGGUUAUUCCAUCAUGGCAGCUGCCCGAGCUGACUUACAGGGUCCUGAGCGUGGCCAGGUGA
Messenger RNA from Monoraphidium neglectum, 1221 nucleotides. RefSeq names its product adenylate kinase. Gene Ontology annotation, biological process: nucleoside triphosphate biosynthetic process. Bases 1 to 1221 code for a protein of 406 amino acids. Gene Ontology annotation, cellular component: cytoplasm. Gene Ontology annotation, molecular function: AMP kinase activity; nucleoside diphosphate kinase activity; ATP binding. The record is from RefSeq and is a predicted model, not a curated record. NCBI's taxonomy places the organism in Eukaryota, Viridiplantae, Chlorophyta, Chlorophyceae, Sphaeropleales, Selenastraceae. The transcript has 9 exons.